AUGGCUUCAUUAGAGCUCCAUGGAGAUGGACACAAGGAGAGAGGAGCUGAGAGGGAGACAGACAGCUGUAAAGAUGCUCAAAGUGCUCCAGGGUUGGUGACCCAACGUGGUUCAACUAAGAAGAGAGCCCGCCGCCGCGGUCCAACAAGGGGAAACACUGACUAACAGAACAUUGUUCAUUUGUAUUCCAAAUAAUAGAAUAUAACUUUUUCUAAUAAAUAAAACUUGUUUUUGCAUCAUAUUUUCUGUUCUUAUUUUUUAUAGGAGUAGUUUGAAGAGGUUUGAAAAUGACCACAAAAUGAGCUCAAAAUGUAAAAAGUAUAGUAGCCAUUUAGAACCUGUUGAAAAAUUGCCACAGAAAGAAAUAACAUAACUAAGUUGAUUUAUAAAAUUCAAUAGGGUCUUAUUAAAUUUACAUAUUAUAUUUUAUAUUUUAUUUAAAAAACAAAUGGGGGGGGGUACAUUUACAUUUGAGUCAUUUAACAGACACUCUUGCAUGCUUACAACAACGAACAAUGCAUUAUAUCUGAAUGCUUUCAGUAAAGUUUUACCAUCAUAUACAGCUGAAGCUGAAAUGAAAGCCUUUUAAGAUUCACUGAGGUUGCCCAUCACCCUUUUUUUGCUGGGUUUUAGGGUUAUAGCCUCAUAGUUGCCUCGCAUUUUGAAUGGGUGACCCAUGUUUAGGGGUUAUUAUACAUACUGUAAUAGGGUCUUGGUUACUUUACCGUCUAAUUUCCCCAAGCCCCUUUUCUCAUCUUCAGAACAGGUCUCUCUUGUAAAAUAUUGAAUAAUCUGUUUAAACCUCAAAUUAAAAUCUGGACCACGAAGUGUUGAAUAACCUGUAUAAACCUCCAAUUAAAAUCUGGACCACGAAGUGUUGAAUAACCUGUAUAAACCUCCAAUUAAAAUCUGGACCACGAAGUGUUGAAUAACCUGUAUAAACCUCCAAUUAAAAUCUGGACCACAAAGUGUUGAAUAACCUGUAUAAACCUCCAAUUAAAAUCUGGACCACGAAGUGUUGAAUAACCUGUAUAAACCUCCAAUUAAAAUCUGGACCACGAAGCCAGUUCCACUACUUUUUUUCAUUCUUCCCCUCUAAUCAGGGACUGAUUUGGACCAGGUGGGUUCUAUCAGAGAAAAACCAUCAGCACUCCUGACCUGUAGAGUAAGAUUUAAAUACCCUGCUGCAUAAAAUUAAAUAAAAGGAACAUAACACACCUGUUGAUGGUCCUGUCAAGGCUACUGUUCAUAUAAUAUAUAGUUCUGCUAAGUGGGAAGCCUGUGCAAAUUCAUAUAGCUACUUUAAAGAAAUUGUUCCAAGCAAAGAGACGUGCUUUAAGUGUAUUAGAAACAGAGGCAGACUAAAGGAUAUAGCUUUCCCGUGGGUGAUUCUGUAAUUUUAUUUUGUAUGUGUGGUAGAGUAUUAUUGACAUGGCGAGGGGCAUUGGCUGACCAGAGCUUGGGAGUGUUGGGAUAGAGAAGAAGGGGAAGCUGUGCUGCAUGAGGCUCUGUCUCAGUGAGAAAAUCUUAACGCCAAAGCAGAGAUCCUUUGAGAUGUCUCCAAAAGCAGAACAUUUAAACCUUCCUUCCCUCCACGGGACACUUAGGGUUCACGCACGCCCCCCCCCCCUCCCCAUCCCCCCUUUUAUUUUUGUAAUUCUCUCUCUCUCUCUCUCUCUCUCUCACAAGAGCUCUCCCAAGUCCCCACCACAACACAGGGACCGGCGAAGGACAAGGGCUGGAGUCUUUUUAACUGCCUUCCUCUCCUCACUUCCCUCCUCUCCUCUGUUCCCAUAUUCUCUCCUCUCUAAGCUCCGUUUCCCUCUCCUGACCCCAGACCCCUCCGAAACCACCACAGGCCAGUCCCGCUCCCGCCUUCCGCUUGGCAGAGUAUUAAGGCAGCUGUCAGUCAAUGUUACGGUUCCGCCCUCCUCGCUGUCUCUCUGAGUGGCGAUACUAUGAUUGCGAGCUGAAACUAGUUGUAGUAAUUUUAGCUAUAUUCUGUCCUGUUGGCUCUACUGGCAUCCAUUGCUCCUGAGUGAAGUUUACCCUAGGUACAGAUCUAGGAUCAGCUUCCCCUCCCCCAAUCCUAACCUUAACCAUUAGUGGGGAAAAUGCUAAACUGACCCAAGAUUGGCAGCUAGGGGCAACUUCACCCUACUCCGCAACCAGUAGGCUGGGUCUUAUCCACAUUCACUACCACAGGACAACAGGAUUAUUUCAAUCACUCUAUUCAGUAUAUAGCUACACUCACCUGCUCUGGCUCUGAGACUUUUACCUCCAUUUAACAACACUGCACAGAGACAACUUUUUCCUGUCAUCAAUAACAUGUCUUUGAACCUUCUCCCAACACAAUGUGACCCACCUGAGUCGACUUUGUUGGGGUGCUCCACUGUUCUUAAUGAAAGCAGCCUGUCGUCGGCCAUGCUGGCUAUUCUUCUGUCCUGCCUUGGCCAUUUACUUUCCCUUCCUCAGAUACAUGGCUUCUGGAAUACGUAGCUUGUUCUGAUAUGUAGCUUGUUCUGCUGAGUCAGUCAGAAAGUGUGCAAUUAGAGACCAUCAAUAUCUAAUUAAAAUUAUAUUUUAUCCAAAAUGUCCCAAUCAAUUUACAGUAUUCAACAAAAGUGCACAGAUUGCUUACAAAACAUUUAGGUAAAAAGUAAGUCAGUAUUUUCUUUAGGAAACAGGGCAGUUUGAUUACACUCAUCCGAUUACACUUCAAAAUUCAAGAGAAUCCAAUCUUAUGCAAAUGCAGGGUCACAGGGACCCAUGAGAAACCAUUGAGAAUGAAAAUCUCAAUGCUCCUUGUUCAUUCAGUCAUUCACAGAACUCCAUGAGGUGCUGCAGAGAGUAUUGUCUUACUGUUUACUGUGGUGGGCCCAUAUGCCCCACAACACGUAGCCGUGUGUGUGUGUCAGACAUUACAGUAUAGAGGCAUGUUUAAACUAGCUCUGUGUAUGACAGAAAACCCUCAGUACUGUCUACCUCUCUCCAGUCAUCUUUCAUAGAGCACCACAAACUUAUAAAAAGCAACUUCCAGACUUAAAGAAUUUCUCAAAGAAUGACAAAACCCUCUGGAAUUUGAUGACAUAAUUUGUGUGGUGUGAAAUAGGAAAAUACUAGCAGAUGGAGCUUACGCCUUUUAACUUGUGUUAAGCAAAUUCUACAGUUUCUAGUUCAAAUGAAAAACACAGUACACAGACAGAGAGAUUAUUAUCAGUGCUGAGGGAGCAGAUGGCCAACAGUAAUUUCACUAACAAAGUAUUAAAACAUUUUCAUUCACACUUUAAAAAAAAAAGGCCAACCCUUCUUUUUUUCUGACUCCCUCGCUCUCAUCUUGUUAGCCCAUAAAGAUCACAUGAGACGUACUCUACAAGCCUAUUCUUCUUACCUCCAAAUAGAGUGUGGAAGAUAGUGAUGAUGGAGAUAUUUCCAAUAUUUUCCAUCCCCUUUUUCCAUCCGAUUCUGCAUUGAAGAGCAACAGCAACAACAUAUUCCACAUUGCUAAAGACCUCUCCCAUCCCAUCCAAUUCCCAUUCAACUGUCUGUCCAUUCCAUACGUAGAUAUCCAAAGGUUGGCUUACCAUUCCCCUAGCCUAGCUGUUUCCCUAGCCACCUACAGUGAGCAUUGAAUAAACCAAACUGCCGGUCAACUGAAACAUACCUUGUCUUUUCAAUGGAAAGAGCGGUGAUAAAAUAUCUACAUGGGAACACACAGAGCCACACAGAGCCACACAGAGCCACACAGAGCCACUAACAAAGGCAGUGAUUCAAUCUCUCAUCUUAUCUCCUCUACUCAUUCUCUCUAGCCUUCAACAUCAUCAAGAGGCCUGUUCAUAUUUUCAUCUGA
Molecule: messenger RNA, 3850 nt
Organism: Coregonus sp. 'balchen'
Lineage: Eukaryota; Metazoa; Chordata; Actinopteri; Salmoniformes; Salmonidae
Source: the annotation of a GenBank genome assembly